Messenger RNA from Didymodactylos carnosus, 825 nucleotides. Lineage: Eukaryota; Metazoa; Rotifera; Eurotatoria; Philodinida; Philodinidae. The record is from the annotation of a GenBank genome assembly.
AUGCCAUAUUUUCCCUUUUCUUCUCAUGCUACGCAUGUCCAACCAAUUAUUAUUGUAACUUCAAAUGAAGAAGAGGAACUAGAAGAAAACUUUGAUGAGUAUUUGUCAGCACUUCCACCACAUUUCCGUCCCUCAAUAUCUUAUCCUUCAUAUAUUCCACUGUCGUCGUACUUGCCGCCACUACCACCUCCAAUAUUCAAUGCAAGCAACGAAGGAUAUCCUAUUGAUCUAAGAAGCUUUCUUCUGGCAGCCACACAAGACCAAGUUAAUACUAGCACGACUCGCACAGAACAGUCUAGACCAGUAGUUUCUGAUCAGCCAACUCAGCAGUCUACAUCUGAAACAGAGCCGCCAUCUCUGUUUCGUUUACGCAUGCAUGUUGACGGUUUUCGUCCAUCCGAACUCAAAGUGUCCAUAAAGUAUAAUCGCCUCAUCGUGCGCGGCAAACAUAUAGUUCGGGCUUCGUCAACAACAGCCACAUCGGUCCCUCUCACCACAGUCUCACAGUUCAAUGACCACAACGUGGAUGACGAUGAUGACAACGAAUGUGACUUUGUUUCAAAAGAGUUUAAACGUACGUUUGCCUUACCAUCAAAUACUGACAUACGCAAAGCGAAUGCCCAUUAUUUACCACAGGAAUCGAUUCUUGUUAUCGAGAUUCCAUUUCGAUCAUUGAGCGAUAGUUGUACGACAACACCAAGAACGCGACCGCUUGACUGUUUUUUUACCAUCGUUGCUUUCCUAUUAUUAGAUCGAGCACUGCGUCGAACGGUCGAAUGCUACAUAAGACAACAACAGAUGGAAAACGAUAAUCACUUUGUCUGA